Messenger RNA from Helicoverpa zea (corn earworm), 1434 nucleotides. RefSeq lists its product as uncharacterized. Gene Ontology annotation, molecular function: nucleic acid binding. The transcript has 4 exons. The record is from RefSeq and is a predicted model, not a curated record. Lineage: Eukaryota; Metazoa; Arthropoda; Insecta; Lepidoptera; Noctuidae. The annotation marks the transcript as partial.
AUGCUUCACCUGAAGUCGCCGCCCAAGCUGUGGCACUUAUUCAGGCCGGACACAGCCAAAGAAACGAAGAAGGUCUACCGACGUAAGGGAGAGCGUUUCGCACAAAGCUGCUUUGAAGAGAGGGUUGCUUAUGGCGGUGGCUCAAGGACUGUCUGGGGCGGUAUAUCCGCGAGCGGCAAAACUCAACUUGAGGUUGUUACAGGACCACGGCUGCCAACAUUAAAUGCUGAAAGGUACAUUCGUGAGUGCUUAGGACCUCACGUGAUACCAUACGCGGACUAUGUGGGCCCAAAUUUUCUUUUUAUGCAUGAUAAUGCAAGAACCCAUGCGGCCGGCAUCGUCAGGGAAUAUCUUCGGGAUGUGAAUAUCACAGUUAUGGACUGGUCAGCCAGAAGCCCAGACAUGAACCCCAUUGAGCACAUGUGGGACGAGCUAAAAAGACGUGUUAGGGCUCGUCAGCCAGUUGCCCAGACGAUGCAGGAGUCAAAAACUGCCAUAGAAGAGGAAUGGGAGAUGAUCCCUCAAAACUUCAUAGAGCGGUUGAUAAACUCUAUGCCUAAUCGUAUGAGAGCUGUGGGAGACAAAACCCAGCUGAAGAACUAUCGACCCAUUUCCCUCCUAAGCCACGUAUAUAAGCUGUUCUCAAGAGUGAUCACGAACCGACUUGCGCGGAGACUCGACGAAUUCCAACCACCGGAGCAGGCUGGGUUUCGGAGCGGAUACGGCACCAUAGACCACAUCCACACAGUGCGGCAGAUUAUACAGAAGACCGAAGAGCCCAUACCGUUGCAUCGAGGAGUGAGACAAGGGGAUGUUAUUUCCCCGAAACUGUUCACUAAUGCAAUGGAGGAUAUGUUCAAGACGCUGAACUGGAAAGGACGCGGCAUCAACAUCAAUGGCGAACACAUCUCUCACUUGCGAUUUGCUGACGAUAUCGUCAUCAUGGCGGAAACGCUACAGGACCUACAACAGAUGCUGAACGACCUGGCCGAAUCUUCUCUACGCAUCGGCCUACGGAUGAACUUGGACAAAACCAAGGUCAUGUUCAAUGAACAUGUUCUACCGGAACCGAUUGCGAUACACGGCGCCGUUCUCGAAGUUGUUCGGAAAUAUGUAUACCUCGGGCAGACAUUGCAGUUAGGUAGAAACAACUUUGAGGACGAAGUGAAUAGGAGAAUUCAGUUGGGUUGGGCUGCAUUUGGGAAGCUACGUCGAGUCCUAACAUCGUCGAUCCCACAGUGCCUAAAGACAAAAGUCUUCAAUCAGUGCGUCCUACCUGUCAUGACUUACGGAGCCGAAACGUGGACACUGUCGGUACGGCUGGUCCACAAGUUUAAAGUCGCUCAGCGGGCUAUGGAAAGAGCUAUGCUUGGCAUUUCUCUGAGGGAUCGCAUCAGAAAUGAGGUAAUUCGUCAGAGAACCAAAGUCAUCGAC